GAGAAGAGUACGGCGGGGAGCGAAGAGGUUUCUGCACAACCCAUUACUGAGAAGCAUAAAGCUGCGAAUUUUCCUGCAAAUUUGCUUCGAAUCGGUACCUGGGAAAGAGUUACUAUAUACGAAGGCGAUUUGGUUGCUAAGUGUUAUUAUGCAAAACGUAAAUUGGUUUGGGAAGUGUUGGAACGUGGAUUAAAGAGUAAGAUUGAGAUUCAAUGGUCAGAUAUUUCUGCCAUUAGAGCAAUCUUUCAAAAGAACAGAGCUGACAUUCUUGAAAUUGAGUUAUGCCGUGCACCAAUGUUCUUCAGAGAAUCGAAUCCUCAACCCAGAAAGCACACUCUUUGGCAAACUGCUCCGGAUUUCACUGGAGGUCAAGCACCAAUUUACAGGAGGCACUAUGUUCAAUUCCCUGAAGGAACCCUUGAGAAACACUAUGAGAAGCUCUUGCAAUGUGACAACCGGUUGUUGAUGUUGAGCAAGAAGCCUUUCCCAACAUUAAACUCUCCAUACUUCUACUCAAAUCUUUAUGGUUACCCAGACUUCUCUUUCGGUAUCAAUGGUGGCCAUCGCCUAUUUUCACAGUUUCCCCACUUGAGUAUUCCUAGGACUAAUGCAAUGCUUCUCCAUCAAAUUCAGAAUUUUGAUACAAUCACACCUUCCUUCACUGUCAAUGAUUCAACUUCCCCCAUGUCAGUUAUGGACUUUCCUCACAUCAAAGAGAAUGGGAGUAGUUACAAUAGGCAACAAUAUCAUCAAAGGGCUCAAUGGGUUCAAGGCAUAAGCAAUGACCAAAAUCUCUAUUUCAAAAAGGGAGGAGGGGUUGGAGAACUUCCAUUGAUGGUUUCCACUAGGCAAGAUAGUUCUCUCAUUUCUCAACAGCAAGUUUAUCAUCAUCAUCAUCAAUUGCCUUGUGGAAGUCAAUCUUCGAACAAUUUAUUAUUAAACGAGAUUGCGGAGCAGUUGCUAAACGAUCCAUUUGCGUCAGUAUCAUCUGAUGAACAAAGAGUUUUAGCCAAGGUGAAGUCUAUGGGUAACCUCAUUGACACUUCAAAGGAAUCAAUUCCAACAUCAGGGAAUGCCAACCCUAAUUCAAUUAAUUUUGAUAUUUCUGAUUCGAAUUCCAAAGCAUAUGGAGGAGGGGAAGAUUAUAGGAUGAAUAAUCACAUUAUGCUUAGAAAUAUGGAACAAUCAAUUGGAGGGAGUGAAACCUUACGUCCACAGCCACUGAAUUUUUUCCCUACUCAUCAAGGUUCUAAUGAAAAUCCAUCAAUGAAUCUUGCAAGAUGCCCUUCAUUUCCAUACUUCUUUGUGGAUCCUACACUGGAAGAUGCUACAUCUGUUGGUCCUGCAGCAAAUGAAGUGAACCAAAAAUGGUUAUGA
This is a messenger RNA of Telopea speciosissima, 1377 nucleotides long. RefSeq lists its product as uncharacterized. The annotation marks the transcript as partial. Lineage: Eukaryota; Viridiplantae; Streptophyta; Magnoliopsida; Proteales; Proteaceae. The record is from RefSeq and is a predicted model, not a curated record. The transcript is spliced from 4 exons.